Messenger RNA from Anarrhichthys ocellatus (wolf-eel), 6769 nucleotides. RefSeq names its product ADAM metallopeptidase with thrombospondin type 1 motif, 10 (gene adamts10). The coding region runs from base 383 to 3793 and encodes 1136 amino acids. The record is from RefSeq and is a predicted model, not a curated record. The transcript is spliced from 28 exons. Gene Ontology annotation, molecular function: metalloendopeptidase activity. Lineage: Eukaryota; Metazoa; Chordata; Actinopteri; Perciformes; Anarhichadidae. Gene Ontology annotation, cellular component: extracellular matrix. Gene Ontology annotation, biological process: extracellular matrix organization; proteolysis.
UUGAGUCUCCUCAGUCACCCGCCGGCGCUUCCUCCUCUCUGCUCCGCUGCGGAGGACAGAGGACAGACUCACUGCGGACACUUGUGCAAGGGGACGCGGGGAAGGGCUACAGAGAGGAGUCUAAACCUGCCACUGCUGCUGAGUCUUUUCUACUCCUGCGAGGACUCGUCCAGGAUCCAUCACCACUCGCUGACCAACACACUUUAAAGGCUGCCAUGUCUGUCUGAACCCACGGAUCUUUCCCGCAGCCAUGGCCCAACGGAGCACCGAGCGGUCCCAUUGCUAGGCGACGGGGCAUCCGAGAGGGCAGAAGACAUGUUGGGACAGAGGCCAAGGGACCACCGCACUGAAUUCUGUUACUAUAGCAACUACUGUAGUAACCAUGGAAACGCUAUGGAGGACCGGUCUUGUCUGCGUCGUCAUCGUCGUCAUGGUGGCCGCGGUGGUCGAAGGAGGUCACAGAAAUGAGUUCUCCCAGUCACAAGCUGCCUUCCUGUCCAAUCUAGGCCUGUAUGAGAUUGCCAUCCCAGUACGUGUAGGACCUGAUGGUGAGACGCUGGAUCCAGAAACGUCGCAACAUCACAGAAGAAAGAGCCGCAGCACUGAAGACAGAGUGCCUGACUCUCUCUUCUACCAGCUCUCCACGCCACGCAACAACUUCCUGCUGAACCUAACGCUGCAGGGAGGCCUGCUGUCGCGACAGUUCAGGGUGGAGUACUGGAAGAAAGGUCGAUUAGCCUGGAGUCAUCCUUACUCUCCUCACUGCCACUAUGUAGGACACCUCCAAGACCAGCCGCACUCCAGUAAAGUGGCCCUGAGCAACUGUAAUGGCCUGCAGGGGGUGAUUGUUGCAGGGGGAGAGGAGUACCUGAUUGAACCCCUUGUCUCACCAGAUAACCAGACCAGGACGGAGAGGGGGGAGAGAGCUGAGGGGCGCCCCCAUGUGGUUUACAAGCGUUCAUCGCUCCGCCAUCAGUACAAGGGCCAAUCCUGUGGAGUCAUUGACGAGAAGCCGAUGAAAGGUGCGUCAUGGUGGCAGAGAACUCUGAAGACGCCUCCGCAUCACGUUGGUCGCGGCCAGCUGCCUCUGAAGCGCUCCGUUAGCCGGGAGCGCUACGUGGAGACGCUGGUGGUGGCCGACAAGGUGAUGGUGGGUUACCACGGUCGCAGAGACAUCGAGCAGUACAUCCUGGCUGUCAUGAAUAUUGUUGCCAAACUGUUCCAGGAUUCUAGCCUGGGGAAUGCAGUCAACAUUGUGGUGACCCGGCUCAUCCUGCUCAUGGAAGACCAGCCAACACUAGAGAUCAACCACCAUGCAGGGAAGUCUUUAGACAGCUUCUGUAAGUGGCAGAAGAACAUCCAGCACCGGAGCAGCUACGGUAACGCCAUACCAGACAACGGGAUCGCUCACCAUGACACUGCUGUGCUUAUCACCAGAUACGACAUCUGCAUCCAAAAGAACAAGCCCUGUGAAACCCUAGGUCUGGCCCCUGUAGGAGGGAUGUGUGAGCCAGAGAGGAGCUGCAGCAUCAAUGAGGACAUCGGCCUGGGAACAGCCUUCACUAUCGCCCACGAGAUAGGACACACGUUUGGGAUGAACCAUGACGGUAUGGGGAAUGCCUGCGGGCCCCGCAGCCAGGAGACUGCCAAGCUGAUGGCUGACCACAUCACCAUGAAGACAAACCCAUUCAUCUGGUCCGCGUGUAGCAGGGAUUACAUCACAAGCUUCCUGGACUCAGGUAUGGGCUCCUGUCUGAACAACGUCCCCCCCAAGCAGGAGUUUGUGUACCCAACCACAGCACCGGGUCAGGCCUACGAUGCAGACGAACAAUGCCGCUUCCAGUACGGCGUCAGAUCUCGACAAUGUAAAUAUGCGGAAGUCUGCAGUGAACUUUGGUGCAUGAGCAAGAGCAAUCGUUGCAUCACCAGCAGCAUUCCCGCUGCAGAGGGAACCAUCUGUCAGACCAACACCAUAGAGAAAGGGUGGUGCUACAAGAGGGUGUGUGUGGCGUACGGGACACGUCCCGAGGGCGUGGACGGGGGCUGGGGUCUGUGGUCACCCUGGGAGGAGUGCAGCAGGACCUGUGGAGGGGGAGUCUCCUCGUCUAUCAGACACUGUGACAGCCCCAGGCCAACUAUUGGUGGAAAGUAUUGUCUGGGGGAGAGAAAGCGCUUCAGGUCCUGCAAUAUUGAUGAGUGCCCUGCAGGCUCGAGGGAUUUCCGGGUGAUUCAAUGCUCUGAUUUCGACAGCGUUCCUUUCCGGGGAAAGUUUUACACCUGGAAGCCAUACAGAGGGGGUGGGGUAAAGCCCUGUUCUCUCAACUGCCUGGCAGAAGGAUACAACUUCUACACGGAGCGUGCUCCGGCUGUGGUGGACGGCACGCUUUGCCGAGACGACACUCUGGAUGUGUGUGUUAACGGAGAGUGUAAGCACGUAGGCUGCGAUCGAGUCCUCGGCUCGGAAGUUCGCGAGGACCGCUGCCGGAUCUGUGGGGGUGACGGGAGCAGCUGCGUGUCUGCGGAGGGACUCUUCAACGACUCGCUGCCUGAAGGAGGUUAUGAGGAGGUGGUCAGAAUUCCUAAAGGAUCCGUGUUCAUCCACAUACAAGAGCUCAACAUCUCCCUCAACUACCUUGUGCUGAAGAGUAAAGGAGACCAGUAUUUUAUCAAUGGGAAGCUGACCAUUGACACGCCUCGCAGGUUCAAUGUUGCCGGCACCACCUUCCACUACAGGCGGCCCACUGAUGGACCAGAAACUCUUGAAGCUCUGGGGCCAACCAACAUAACCCUGAUUGUCAUGGUGCUGGUGCGGGAGGAGAACCCAGGGAUCCACUAUCGCUUCAACCCCCCACGGAACAGGGAACCUCUCACUGGCUUUGCCUGGCACUACACCUCAUGGUCACGCUGCUCAGCUCUCUGCGCUGGAGGUGUGCAGACACAGCAGGUGGUGUGUAGGAAGCAGGCAGAUCACUCAGUCGCCUACAAUCACUUCUGUGACAAGAAGAACAAACCCAAAGAGAAGAGAAGAACCUGCAACACUGAGCCGUGCUCCCCAUCGCCCCUCUCUGCCGCUAGCUGGUGGACGGGAGAGUGGUCGGAGUGCAGUCGCAGCUGUAACAGCGGCCUGCAGACGCGGGAGGUGUUGUGUAAAAGGAGGAUCUCUGUGACGGAGGACAAGGUCCUGGACGACUCGGCCUGUACAACCCCGCGCCCUUCUCUCACUGAGCCCUGCAGCAACCAGAGCUGCCCCCCCGAGUGGCUGGCCCUGGACUGGUCAGAGUGUACGCCCAGCUGUGGUCCUGGCUACAGGCACCGUUUGGUCUUGUGUAAGAGGGGGGAGAACGGUGACAACCUGCCAGAGUCCAAAUGCUCCAAACAUGGCCGGCCCACCUCCAGGGUGCGCUGUAACCUGCAGCGAUGCCCUCCCCCUCAGUGGGUGACGGGUCCCUGGGGAGAGUGUUCUGCCAGGUGUGGUCUGGGUCAGGAGAUGCGUUCGGUGCAGUGUCUGACCCCCAACGGCCAGCCGUCCAAUGAGUGUCUGGAACAUCAGCGGCCAGCGGCCAUGCAGCAGUGCAAGAGCAAAUGUGACCUCAGUCUGCCCAUCGGUACAGACAACCCUGAAGGCCAAAUGUCGGGAGGAUUUAUGUCAUUCCAUACAAGUCGUAUAAGUCUGAACAAUAAAGAGUGUAAAGAUGUGAACACUGUGGCCUACUGCCCCCUGGUGCUCAGGUUCAAGUUUUGCAGCCGGCCAUAUUUCAGACAAAUGUGCUGCAAGACCUGCCAGGGACACUGACCUGGACACUGUGAAGCUCACAGUGUCCAGUUCCCGGGUCCUGUCCACACUCGCAGUAAGCCUGAAACCCUGAGCCUUGUAACAGCAGCCCUCACACUACCUCUAUCAGAGGAGUGUGAGAUCUAACUGGGACCCUGUCAGACUGACACCUGGUCCUCUUACUGUUAAGGUGGGACUUUUUUUUCCAGCCUGAAUCCAGCACAAACCAGAGGACUCUCUGGGCUGAGCUGGGCCCAAAACAGCCUGAGCUGAGUUUUACAUUCCACUGGAGGGAGGGCUGCUGAAACCUGGAGAGAGACAGAGAGAGGGAGAGAGUAACUUCCCUCCAUCAUCUUUCUUUCCAAUGAUCCCUCUGUUGUAAUAUUGUGGUGCUACUAUAUUUCUCUUUGGCUGCAGGGCAGGUCGCAGUACUCUCUUAAACCUGUAUGUUAACAGGUGAUAUUUGUUUAGUUAUAAAAUCCACUUUGUAAAGAAAAUAGUUUUCCAGAUAUCUUUGCCCAUGAAGAGGAAUAUCUUAUGCUAUAAAAUGAAAGAAUUGUUUCUACGUUAUCUAAUAGUUGUUACUUGUCCACAUUGUUUCAUGCCAUUGCUUCGUUCCGUAUCAAUGUAUUCAUCGAGUCCUCGCUGUUAUUCCGCUGAAGUAUGAGCAGAGUUUGAUUUGCACAGUGUCGGCAGUCGGAGGACUAAUGUAUUUUACGUUUGACUCGAUGUCUCUGUGGAAGCUAUAAAUGGCUCACUGCAACGAACGUGCCGUAGUCUUGCCAUUUUGGUUAGUUUGCUUAAAUGUUAUCACCUCUACAGUAAAACAUACCUUCGUGCUGCACAGCACACACAGAGACACUGCCUUAGUGAUGUGAGUGAAGCCGGUGCUGACUGACAUUUUCAGAUUAAUGGGUGCUAUUUUGUGGCUGCGGACUGUGGCAGCUUGUGCUUAACAUUUUCAAAAACGGAACCUUUAGCAGCUCGGCUCAGUGUCAUUAUCUGAAAAUCCAUCAGCGCUGUCCUUGCUUUCUGUUUGUUGGAUUAUUUUUGCCACAUGUUACUACUCAUUCAACAGUGCUAGUAACUUUUACUGUGAGUGGAUAGUCAGUCAGUUUUUAUUCUAAGUUAGAGCUCAUUUUAACUUAUCUUCCAGUGUGAUACUAGCUGACAUUUCUGGCCACAUGGGGGCAGCAGGAACAAAUUGUGAAAACAACAUUGACAUAUCAUCACCUUUUAAGUUGAUAUGGUGAACUUUUUGGCAAACAGUUGCUUACACAUCCAGCAUUUAUGAAGCAACAUUAUCAUUCAUCUGGAGUUUCUGGACACUUGUUGAAGUCCAAUAUUCACUCUCGUUUCGCUACGUUUUUUUCGUCUGCUGAGGGAGCUAUCUGACUCUUUAGUUGCUAAAUUCUUUCAAACUUCAAAACCCCUGUGUGAGCCCAUGUCAGCUUUCGCCCGUCUAAAGAUAGUAAAGUGAUUAUGUCAACCUAAAGGUCAGUUUCCCUGCUAUUAUACAGAAAACGUGUCACCUCAUCCAAAUUUUGUUAGAUGGUUUGGUUAUUCAGCUAAAAAAAAAAAAUGCAGUUUCAGCUGUUUCUCCAUCCGUACUUUUAGAAAGGCUGCCUAAGCUGCUCAGAGAUCAGUCAUCACUGUGACAGCCACUGUGUUCUGAUGUGGCCUGUCUCUUCACAAACGUUCACACUCCUGACAACUGAAGCAGCUCUGUGUAAUUAACACGACAUCAUUUCAUUGUAAAGAAGCUACAGUUUGUCUUCAAGGGGACUAGCUGCAAUGUUGUUUUUUCUUGUGGUGCUUUGGUUUUGAUUGGUGCUAUUAGUUCACUGUUGUUGUCAUUGUUAUCAUUUUAACAAUUGUGCUUUUAAUUAUUUUUAAAUCAAUUUGAGCCUUUUGUAAUAACACUAAUCUGCGGAGCUGGUCCCCUUGCCCACGAGGACCCUCUUUGUGUUCCUUUGUUCAUUUCUAUCAGAACAUAUCCUUUUAAUUUGCUCUCUGACUUGGUUUAUGUGCGUCAGUUGUGCCUCAAAAUCACCAAAAUCUCCAAAAUGCCGCUCACCAUGCAAAUUGUAGGAUUAUGUAAAGUACUGCAACAGUUUCUGAGUGCACUGUACAAAAUAUUGGCAUUUCCAAGCUAAAUUAACAAUUUGAGGAUUAUAAAAAAUAACUUCAAAUUUCAAAUAAUUUUUAAGGAAUUAAACAAACAUUUUGGUUUUUGGAACAAAUUUGGGCUACUAUGACCGUGAGUUGGAUCUCCAAAAAGUCAGAAGGUAUGUUAAUCAAUCCACGGGAGCAUAGAAAUAUUAUUUAAUUUUAAAUGUUCAUACAGUUCAUUUGUAUUGCAUCAGCGUGUACAGCUAACUCAACCCUGCAACAUGUUGAAAUUCCAUUUGUAUAAUUUUCAGUUGCACAUAAAGUCUCGGAAGAUAUUUCUUGUUUCAGUGUCUCAAAGGCAUUUUUCCUCCGUAUCUACCUGUGCCUAUAAUUGAGGUUUACACUAAGAAGUGAGCCAGUUUUAUCCGAGUAAAUAAGAGGGACAGUACCGGUAGUUGUUGUUGUUUUUUGUUUUGUCACAUGCUAAUUAUAACAUGACAUGUACUGUAUGUUUUCAAUACUAUAGAAGAUGACUCCAUUUGCCCCUCAUGUAUGUCUGUUUGAAAGGAAAUAUUAAAUUGAUUAAACAUGGUGCAUUGUCGAUUCUAAGAAAUAAGAUUUGGUCAUUUGAGCUGUCUGUCCUUAGGUUACUUGUAUUUGUCCUUAAACAGCACGCGUCAAUAUCCAGACGGAGGUUGAGAUCAUCAGUCAUCUAUUUUUGGAUCCGAUAGCCUUCAUGGAAAAGAUGAAGCAAGAACUUCUUCCUUCUGUCUGAAUGAGUCUCAGACAUCCCUCGUCAAUCGGACUUUGUUGACAAAAAAGGGUCUCUGGCUGCUGUUGGCUCUGACCGUCUGACUGCUGUGAUGGCUGCAGUCUGAAGAGGUC